Messenger RNA from Acanthoscelides obtectus, 2184 nucleotides. NCBI's taxonomy places the organism in Eukaryota, Metazoa, Arthropoda, Insecta, Coleoptera, Chrysomelidae. The record is from the annotation of a GenBank genome assembly.
GUCAAAGUUGAGCGUAUGUCGUUUAUUACAUUCCUUUGGGCACUUGUUGAUUCGUUGAUUGUGAUUGUUGUAAAUGUAAAAUAUUUUAUGAAAGUAUUUUUUAUUUGCUGUAUGGAGUGUUGGACAAUAAUUCAUCAUUAGAAGGCGCACUGGCAAAGUCAGGAAUGUUAAAUAUAUCUGUACGGAGAGUAUAUAACGCAUUUUUCACUUAGAAUUUAAAGCCAUUGCGGAAAUGAAAGGAGGUUAGGAAUGUGGAGUAUAGCCCAGGAUAAUACUGGAGGGCAACAUGAGAUGAUCCUCACAGAGACAUGGCAGAAUUUUUGCCAUUAUGCGACCUACUAUUCAAUAUAGUAUCACUUGCAGCAUACUUCUGUGAUGUUGUCUUUGAUAUCCUAGUUGUGUAUGCUCUGUAUGAGAAGAACCUAAGAGGCCUAUUCACAGAGUGUCUGAGUGCCAUAUUACUGACCACUCUGGUUUGCCAGAUUCUAUCGCUGCAUUGGUAUCUGAAGCAUAAACCAACAGGGUUCAAAUGCAUGUUUGUGAUAGGACUACAUGUAAUGCAGUUAGGGGUGUUAUGGAGAUAUGCUCGUCUUUUAAUACCAGUUCAGUUAGGUAGUGUGAAAGGUGAAGUUAGGGACUUGUGUAUACUGAGGCUAGUUCAUGGGUUUCUUCAAGCUGCCCCUAUGCUAUUAUUGCAGCUGACAUUAUUACCAGGUGAUGAAGAUAGCCCUCCAGCAGACCUUUUGACUGUAUCUGCCUCAUUAUCUUUAUUUUCGGUAUGCUGGGCUCUAGCCUCAUUCAGCAAACAUGUUCAGCAUAUUGAACAGCUAGUCUUAACUUGGCUGGGUGUAGCAUCCCAGUUACUCUGGAGAGCUGGAACCGUCACUGCUAGGGUGAUAGCUUUGAGUGCAUAUGCUGCUAGUUACAAAACAUGGGUAAUUUUAGUAUUGGCUCUUCAUUGGGCGUGUAUGUUUUUAUGGUUACUGAGUCCAAAAAGUCCAUUUCAUGGACAAAGAGGUAGAAAAUUAGGAGUGUGUGGCUUGAUUGCGGGUGUUUACAUAUUAGCAUAUAUUAACUUGCAGGAAAAGCCUCAUAGAAGGACUAUGUUAAUAUUUUACAUAGUUAUGUUGUUAGAAAAUUGCCUGUUAGUUGGAGCAUGGCUUGCAGCAGUUUGGCCCAAUAGACCUAUGUACUGGGAACUGGUGCCUAUAUUGGCGGUGGGCCUUUUUGGAGUCGGUAUCAUCUUCAUGCUGCUGUACUACAAGUUCUUCCACGUAAAACGACUGAUGGAAAAACCGACACAACCACCGGGUGUGUUCAAUUGCCGUUUCAGUAGUCCAACGGCUUCCGCGUUGUAUCGGAAGAAAAAGAAACCGACUACAUUUGUGCCACCUCCUGGCCUCGGUCCUGUAGCUGUGCCAUUUUGGAGGCGACCCCUACCGUCAUCCAGUGAAAAUGAAGGGAGUAGCGUCGGAUCCAGAGUGAACAUCCAUCAAAAGCUACAAGAGAAAAAGCAGAAGCAGUUAGCGGAAUUGAAGAUAAUCGAAGAGGAGAUAAAACAAGGCAAACUAGUAGGACCAGAGGGAGCGGAAUUCGACGACAGACAGCCGAUUCCUACAACGAAGAGGCAUGUCGAACCACAACUGCUUAGCCUCGCCUCACUGAAUAAUCUUGCCAAUUACGGUAUCAACCUCAAUCGCAGACCACCACCACCGCGCGCUCCUCGAAGUCGUACUCCAGAGUUGUUGCUCGCACCUCGCUAUCUGUACUGUGAUUGCGUGAUGCCUCUUGAACAGGAAGCGGUAGAAUUAGCCCAACCUCACCGCUCGUCGGACAUCGAGAGCCAGGUGUCUCUACCUCGUUCCUAUACGUUACCUAGGGAGUUCAAAUAUUAUAGGAGACAAAGAGUAGGAAGGCCAAUCCAAAUGGUGGCGUCGACGAACAGCAGUGACGGGGACGUGGACAGUGCAGAUGACGAAUCAGACUGCAAUCCUCCACCUCCCGUACUUGUCAGGCCCUUGAAGCCUUUCAGACAUGAAACCAAGUUGUGAUUGUGGUCCGUCCUACUCGCUAUUAUUAGAUAAUUUGGACAUAUGUUUUUAUACUUUACAUAUAAAUAUUUUAUAUAAUUUAUAUUAAAUUAUUUAUUUUUGUAUAGCUGAUAAAUAUAAUGAUUUUAUUAUA